AUGUACAAGUACAAGGACAUAGGUGCGUCAGUAAUCCAGUACACGUGUCGUCUCUGCAUCGCCAUUUCGCCCGCGACCGCCACACAAGGCGCGGUUCCACGAGACAUUAUUGGCGGCGCCCACGGCUGCAUGCCGGGCAAUGCUGGGAAGAUGACAGGAGUUUGGUCAACAAUAAAGGCCGCAGCGCCUGCACUCGGGCAACAGCAUGAGAACGCGCAGCGCGCUGCCGAAACAAGCAGCACCCGCGUCCCUUCGCCGCAGAGAACCCUCGGCACGUCGCAGUUAUCGCGGUCAUCGCGGCCGUUGCCAAGACCUCCCAGUUCGCCGGACACUCGAGUAUGCUCGGCAGCACGCGCCCGGAGCCAAGCCUCGACGGCGCCGCAAUCCCACCCAAAGAGCCCAAGCACAAAAAGCCCCUCGAGACGGUCGCGUAACAGCACCAGCGCCGCGCUGAAAGAGAAGAGUCCAGGAAAGGAGAGAGAAACCGAGCCUGAGGAUGCGGAUCAAGCCGCCGGCACCACGACUGCGAUCACUAAUGCUGCUACUGGCGACAGCGGCGUCGAUGUAGCUCGGACUGCGGGUUCCGUUCCGGCGCAUACACCGGGUUCCAACUCUGGCAUUGAUCCUUUGUCGCAGCAUAUCCUGUCGCGAAAGAACACCGAACCGUCGAUCCCACAGCGCCUGACCCAGAUGGCGGAAGGACUUGCCCGCGCUAGUUCGGAACUCUCGAGGAAUGUGGUGCCAGUGAGCGAGACGGCCAAGGAUAAGAGGAAGGGGAGCUCGUUCCUCAGCAGAUUGGGCAUGCGUGGCGGCCGGAAGAAGGAUCUCGGGGACUUCGACUCCGACUCGGAGUUUGGCAGCGAGGUGCGGAUGGACGGUAGCAAUGCCCGCGUCUUCAGUCAGACCCUCGGCAGUCCGUUGAUAGGCGGAGGCUACGUGCCGCAUCACAAGGAGCCGCCACGGUACAUCCGGACACGGGCGAGCAACAAGAGGACGCGGGAGUUCAACCGUGUGUUCCUCGCCCAGGAGCUUGUCGGGACGCGGCCUCCGGACAACGAGACGGACUCGCCAGCAGAGACGGGCAAGGCGCCUGUGGUAUCGGUUAGUGUUGCGGGCGGGAGCGAGCGGAAAACGACGAGAACCGGAGGCGCCAUCUGGGCGACGGAAUUCAGCAAGGAUGGGAAGUAUCUCGCCACAGCCGGGCGCGACCAUGUAGUCAGAGUCUGGGCCGUGCUUUCAACGCCCGAGGAACGCCGCGCCCACGAGGAGGACGAGGCCGUCACUGGCGGUGCUGGAGAGAGGCUUAGCGCGCCUGUCUUCAGGGACCAGCCAGUCAAGGAGUUCCAGGGGCAUACCGGAGAAGUACUCGACCUCAGCUGGAGCAAAAACAACUUCCUGCUGUCAUCGUCUAUGGACAAGACGGUUCGGCUGUGGCACAUGAGCAGGUCGGAUUGUCUCUGCACGUUCAAGCACAAGGACUUCGUGACUAGGUUGGCAUUCCAUCCGCGAGACGACCGCUUCUUCCUGGCUGGCUCCCUGGACACCAUGCUUCGGCUCUGGAGUAUCCCGGACAAGGCAGUCGCCUUCUCGGCCCAGCUUCCUGACCUUGUUACGGCUGUGGCUUUCUCUCCCGACGGGAAGGUGGCUAUAGCGGGGCUCCUCAAUGGGCUGUGCAUGUUUUACGAGACCGAGGGGCUCAAGCUCAACUCGCAAAUCCAUGUGCGGUCGUCGCGGGGAAAGAAUGCGAAGGGAAGUAAGAUAACGGGCAUCCAAACCAUGAACAUCCCGCCACCCAACGCAAUAGACAGUCUAGGUUCGCCGGCGCAGAGUUCUGCUUCAGCGUCUUCUGCCCCGACGGACGCGGGAGGCUCCGGGGACGUGCGCGUGCUCGUCACAUCUAACGACAGUCGAAUACGGAUCUACAACCUGCGGGACAAAACCCUCGAGGUCAAGCUCAAGGGCCAUGAGAACGUGUGUAGCCAGAUCGCGGCAACGUUCUCCGAUGACGGCAAGUAUGUCAUCUGCGGGAGUGAAGAUCGGAAGACGUUCCUCUGGAGUCUGGCCGGCAGCGAUGCGCUCGUCCAAGACAAGGACAAGUCGUCUUGCGAGUACUUCGAAGCGCACGGGGAUAUCGUUACCACCGCGCUUUUUGCGCCUACCAAGACGAGGAUGCUCCUUGGUCAGAGCGGCGACCCAAUCUACGACCUUUGCAACCCCCCGCCGGUAGUGCUCCAGAGCCUGGAGGAAGCCGCGAGCGCCGCAGCGAGCCAGGUUGCUCUCACCAACGACUCACAGAACCCAGCGCUGGCCGAGCCCUCCCCCAGACGGCCGGAGCCGAGCCCUGCAUACAUUGCGCGGUCGACACACUACGACGGCAAUAUCAUCGUGACCACCGGUGACACGGGCAUCAUCAAAGUCUUCCGACAGGACUGCGCCUUCGCCAAGCGGCGGCACGACAGCUGGGAGACGGGCAGCACGUUGAGUCGCAAGCUUGCAGCCCACGGCAGCGGCUACGUCGGCGGCGGACUGGGCCGGAGCGGCAGCGUGCUGACGAGGACCAGUGUCGGUAGCACGGCACACAGCAGACGUGGUUCGCUCAGCCAGCCUGUUGCCCCAGGCGCGAUUGGGUCCCCUCAGUUGGGCGCCGUUCUGGCGCAUUCAGACCGGAUACUCAGCUGGCGACAGGGCAUCGAGCACGGCGGGGAUAGGCGCUCCGUCUUGCUGACGGACAACGGCCCCGGGACGCCGCCGCGCAGCGAGCGCUCGCUCAGCCCGACCAAACCCAGCGGGACAUCACUGAACUCUGCGUACAACACCAUGGCGAGCGAGGCAAGGAAGCAGCCGUACGCCGGGCCGUCGCCGGCUCGGAAUAGAGCUCGCGCUGGUAGCGCCUUCAGCACCGUGACCAGUCCGACCGCAAGCGUCUUCAGCGCUCAGUCAGCGCGGUUGGUAAAGGAGAAGGAUCGGGGGUCGAAAGACAGGCGAGACUCGAGGUCAGAGGAGCCGUCGGCGCCGCCGACUCCCGGGUUUACACUCCUCCGGUCUGCAGACGAGGACGCCGUCCAGCAGCAGCCGCAGUCGGAAUCCCCCAGUGCUGCCAGCGGAAGCUCUUCGUUUUGGAAUCUGGGCCGUUGGCGGGGGAUUACGGGGUUCAAGGGAGUCGGCUCGUCCGGUCAGCCGGUGACGAGCGCGCGCGGCGAUCGAAGCAAUGGGGCAAGGCGUCCGUCGCUAUCCAAGUCGGGCACGCAGGCGGAGGACUUUGCUGACCAAAGGGAGGUGGACGGGAGGGGGCCAGGGGAAAGUGCCGGUAGACGGCAGAGUCUUGGGGUGAUAUCGAUUAAGGGUGCGAGCGGCUCGAAGUCGGAACGGACGCAGUUGCUUCCCUCGGCGUCUCUGCUCGAGGGGGGCAAGUGA
Molecule: messenger RNA, 3414 nt
Organism: Chaetomium strumarium
Lineage: Eukaryota; Fungi; Ascomycota; Sordariomycetes; Sordariales; Chaetomiaceae
Exons: 5
Coding region: 1-3414 (1137 amino acids)
Molecular function (GO): protein binding
Source: RefSeq, a predicted model, not a curated record